AUUGUUUUUUUUUUUUUUUUCCCCAGUAGUAACAAUUGGAUCCUACUAAUGGGCGGACUCGAUUGAUUGGAAAAAGGUCCUUAUGAGCAUGCGUUUUGGUUAUGUCUAUGACAUGCUCCGAAUUAUCAAUUAUCAUCAUGAUUCUGCGUGCUAGAAAAUCGAUUAAUGCACCAGGUGUGACUAAGAAAUGCUUUCCGAAUAGGAUAGAGUAGUUUUUGUCUCUAUCCAUGUCGAGAGGGAACACGAAGGGUAAACCCACUUGGUUGGGUUUUAGUUUAGUGAAACUCCACCCAUGUUGACCCAUUGCCAUAUGUCAUUAACCAGUUUGUCUAAAUAACUCGAAUUGUUGGAAAAAUGUUACGUUGGAUCUUAUAACACACUCUAACACGCCCUUCAAACGAAAGCCAGCUCACGGGCUUGAAGGUUGCAAAAGCCCUCCAUACCUUGUGCUUUUAAUCAACUGUUAAUAAACGAGGGUCAUGUAGAUUCGAACACACGACCACUUGGUCAAACCAACUCUAAUACCAUGUCAUAAACCAGUUAGUCCCAAUAACCCGAGUUGUUAGAGAAAAAGUUAUGUUGGAUCUUAUAGCACACUCUAACACCAUCCCCAUUUAAGAACGAAAAACUGUGUUGUCUGCCAUCUUUAUUUCAGUGAUCUCCUUCUUUAGACUAUUGAUACCUAGUUCUUCACAAAUGUAAUGUGGCAUCGCAUCAAGGCUAGCCCCAAUGUCUAUGAGUGCAUCCGUUAUAUGAAGUUCAUUUAGGAGACUUCUGUAGUACUGUAAGUUCGCAUAUGGGGAGGUAUGUUCACCAUUGUAGCUUUGUAGAGUGCUCGUACUCUUGUUUGAGAAGCUUUCGUGUGCCUUCCGUUGGAUCAGUCAUCUUAACGAUCGAACCUUGCCUGCGAGUUGACCCGCGGGUCGACCCACUUUAACCCUGACCCAGUGAGAAAACGGGUCGUACGCACUCGCUGAGUCGACCGCUACAAGGUAUCGGAUUGGAGGUCAAAUUGUUUCAUUUUUUUCUUUGGUUUGCGAAAUGCGCCUAUUUUUCAAUUUUUCUUCACCUAACUCAAUCUUUGGAAUCCUUAGUUGAACAUUUGAAUAUUGAUGUUAUAUAAGUGUGUGUGAAUUUUCACUAUAUGUUGGAUCUAAGUACAACAUGUUACUUUGGUGUAAUGUUAUAUGUUAAUACUCAUAUGUUAGAUGAGAUUUUAUAUAAUUUAUCAGGGUUAUUACAAUAUAAUGACUCUUUCAAUAUUUCCGGGCUAAAACGAGCCGAAAUGGGUGACCCGUUAACCCUUGACCCACUAGCUCGACCGGGUCCGGAUCAACUUGCGGGUUGACAACCUUGAACGAUAGCCUUAAGAACAAGUAUCACAACUUCUCUUCCUCCCAAUGCUGCGAUAAACUCAUUCAUGACAAUUUGGAAUGUGAAACUAAAGUGUCUUAAGGAGGCAGAAAAAUGGUACUCCUGCUGCCAAAUUAUGAAAAAUUAUGUUAGGAUCGUAAGAUCCUUCUGAGGCAGAGUUGUGGCUCUCGUCCUACUCCAUAAUGGUUUUCCUCCCUUUAUGGUAAAUUUUUUUUCUUACCUUGAGGAUUUGGAGGAGUCAUGACAUUGUUUAGAGAGGAUUCCCUUUUCUUGUGAGGUAAGGAGUUCUUCUCUAUCUUCCUUUCCAAUAGAAAAAGGGUCCUUUCAUUUUGUGUGUGUAUGGAGAGACGAUACCUUUAUUCGUGGUAAGGAGGUGUUGGAUGCUCUCUGUAGGAGUGGUCUUGAUAAGAACUCUUCUUAUCUACGUUUUUAGAAUUUAUUCGACUCGAAGCGAAACUGGCUAAUCGAUCGACUAAAUUGGCUGCCAUUUUUGGUCUUAUAUGGACAUGGAUCCUGCCAUUUUUGUAUUAUGACACUGUAGCACAUGAACUUUCAUAUUUUUCUUAUUGGUCUAAUGUUUAGAUGCCAUCUGAAUAUAUGAUCUAAUCCACCAAUACAUUUAGUCAAAUCCAUGAAUUCAUGAAUCUGUUUGAUUCAUAGUUUCAUCAGUUCAUUAAUCAAGCAAUUCAUGAAUCCAAUCUAAUGUCACCUCUAAAUUUUUUUUCUUCUUAUAUAAGUAGCGUAACAAUAACAUAAGAUAGGUUAAAACACGUAACGAAACUCUACGAUCGACAAAUAGUCGAAAUGAGAGGGGUUGCUUCGCCACUAAAUGAAGAACUGACAACGUCAAAAUCUUAUAACUGGUGCAAGUGGGCGAACGUGGAGAUGUUUCCUUUUCAGUGCAGAUAAACUUAAAAUCGCCAUACUUACUCCUCCUCCAAUCAAAUGCCUUGGGGUCGUCCCCUCCAUUAAUUAUCACAACCAGCCCGCAUACCUAAAUUACGUGUCCUAGCAACCAUACUGUAUAUAGUCGUAGGUGGAGGGAGACUGUUUUGUUUUGGCAUUGUCACAGUCUCACAGGAAAACAGUAUUGUUUUGGGGGAAAAAAAAACUUAUAUACUCUCAAUCUCUCAUAUAGCUUAUACAAAGAAUUGAACCAUUUAUGUUGAAAUUUUCGAAGACUGUGAUUUUUUUUUUUUGUCAUCAUAUUGACAAAAUAAAAAUUAGUUUAUUACAUUGCAAACCAAAUUCACAAUUGGAAUAAAUUGUUGAUCCGAUCUAUUUUCAUAUUGCCGAUGAGAGAUAUUCUUUAUUGAAAAGCAAUUGAUGAAUCGUCUCCAAUAAUGGUGGAGACAAAAAUGCAUAUACCAGUCAUAUUCGUCGGUUUAUUAUUUGCUUCUGAAUGUAGUUUUGAUUCUAACAUUCGUGACACCAAAUAUAUUUUGUAGUUUCGAUUGUACUAUUCGGGGUUUUUUUUAAUAUAUGAAUAAAUUAUUUGGAUACUAUUAUUCGUUAAUUAUAUUUAAUAAAUAAUUUUAGUUUAUUUAUAAUCCCAAAAAGAGUACGCUAGGAAUGGCAAUGGGGCAGGUCCGGGGUGGGUUUCUUGGUACCCAGACCCGCCCUGUGGCAAGUCGGGUCCAGGUCGGGACAGGUCGACCCAAUUGGUAUGUAAUUUAUAUGAAAAAUAUUAGAAAUAUUCGUUAUUUUUAUUAUAAGACUAAGAAAACAAACAAUAUUAUGACAAUUGUAGUUAAAUUAUUGGAGAAAUUGAGGUUUUUACUAAUUUACAACUUUAUUAUAGCUAAAAUAUGAUGCAAUAAAAGGAAAAUUCUAAGUAAUUUGACUAAGAUUACAUGUAAUUUAGACAAGAACGGGCCGAGAAUGGGGCGGGUCAGGGGAGGUCGGGUCGAUGAGACUACCCAUGCCCGCCCCGCCCCGCCUACGAGGCGGAUCUGAUCCACCCCAAAUCAGGUCAAACAGGUCGGGUAAAACGGGUCAGGUCGAAAUUGCCAUGCAAGUAAUUUUAAAUCCUGUUUCUGCCGCGGUGUACAGUGUACUGCCGACACAAAUUCAUUCAAUAUCACCCUCCCAACCAUCAACCGUUUACUACCCACCACCAGUCUCGUUUACAUGCAUGUAAUUUAAUUUCCCCCCGCCCGCUAUAAAAAAAUCCCCACCCCGUUUACACUUUCAGUCCACACACUCCAUUAUCUAACUCACCACUCAAAGCAAAGAAGAAGAAGAAGAAAAAAAAAUACUCUAGAAUCUCUCUUUCCUAUCAUGGCCGCUACCAAGAUUCAGGUUCUCGUUGCCCUAAUGGCGGUGGCGAUGGUGGCGAGCGCGCAGCUGGCCGAAGGAGCCGUGACUUGCGGCCAGGUCACGUCCAGCCUGGCACCGUGCCUCGGUUACCUCACGGGCAGGGGCGGCGUGACGCCCGGCUGCUGCAGCGGGAUCAGGAACCUCAACGGCGCCGCCAGAUCCACCCCGGACCGGCAGCAGGCCUGCCGCUGCCUGAAGAACCUCGCCGGCAGCGUCAGGGGCGUCAACAUGGGCAACGCAGCCGGCCUCCCGGGGAAGUGCGGCGUCAACGUCGGCUUCCCCAUCAGCAACUCCGUCGACUGCAACAGGGUCAGGUAAUUAUUCGGAUCGAGGAAGCAGGAUUGACGCGUGGUCCAAGCUAAUUAAGUAGUUUAUUAAAGUUGGAUUGCGCAGAAGAAUAAAAGGGAAUGUUGUUUGUUUGUUUGUUUGUGUAGGACUACGUACUGUGUAGUGCUACACGGCAUCAGUCCGUGUGUAAUGUUUAAUAUUCUGUAUUAUUUUCUGCGUUAUGUUGUGUUAAGGAAUGCUCCAACUAGAAUCAAGAUGAUUAUGCUAAUUAAUAAUGAUUCAAAUGAAUAUGUCUUGGUGUUAAGAAAGCGCAAUGUGCUCGAACGAGAAUAAUCCAUAAUUCAAUAUCUAAUUAUGAGUACGAUAACAAUUUUUUUUGUACAUAAGUCGAUUUUAAUUGGACAAUACGUAACAGUAAGACAAUAAUCAAGAAAAAACUAUAAAUGCAGAAGAAGAAGAAGAAGGAGGAAAAAAAAACCUCAUUUCAAAAUUUUAUAACGUCUCAUUGUAAUGUUCGGUUGCUAAUCUCACAUAUUAAUUAACUUCAAGGUAUUUAAGAGACAUUCAUUCAUUUGUCUUUGCUUUUCAACGCGCUGGAAAACGACAUACUAAUAAAAUAAGAAAACAAAGGGCAAAUACUAAUUAAAUAAAAAGAAGAAAUUAACACAACAGCUCUUUAAUUACUGCCUAUCGAAUUUCUCACUGCCUAAAUUAUUGCAUAUAGGUGGGUGCAACGUUUGGUCACUGCUAAGCACAUAUACACAGAUUAAUUGAACGCCUGAAAUAGUUUUUGAACUCUAAAUCAUACAUGAGCAUCAAAUUCUACCGACCAACAGGUCGGACCCUAAUAUAGUUAUACUAUAAAAUCAAUUUAAUAUACUAUAAGCAUUAGAAACAUUGAUUUAUUUAUUAUAAAAAUUACAAAACAACUAUAAUAUGAUAAAUAUAGUUAAAUUAUUCAAAAAUUAGGGUAUCACUUAUCUACAACUUUAUUAUACCUAAAAUAUGAGGCAGUAAACAUAAAAUCUUAAGUAAUUUGAGUAAAAUCACAUGUAUUUUAUCUAGUCGAGAACAAGAAUGGCCAGAACGAAUUAAAUUUAGCUAAAAUGCGGAUAUUACCCAUCCCAAAAUGGAUUAAACAAAUCAAAUAAAAUGAAUGAGAUCGAAGUUGUCAUCUACUUAAACUGAGUUAAACACUACUAACCAUAAUUCCCCCCCCCCCCCCCCACCCCCCAAUAAUAACCAUUUUGAGUUGGAUGCAUUACCAACACAAAAAUAGUAAUUUUUGCCAUGUUGUUUUCCAACCCUCCGUAACGUCAACUGGGGCUGGCUAUUUGGUCCCGGACUGUUUGGUUUUACCCGAAACCGGACCGUAUAACCCGGACUGGGACCGGAUAGCAAACAAUGCAAUCUCAUAUUCGGGCUUAAAUUUAAGGUAAAAAACCGGAUAAAGACCGGAUAAGAGA
This is a messenger RNA of Linum trigynum, 5447 nucleotides long. NCBI's taxonomy places the organism in Eukaryota, Viridiplantae, Streptophyta, Magnoliopsida, Malpighiales, Linaceae. The record is from the annotation of a GenBank genome assembly.